Pteronotus mesoamericanus is the source of this 725-nucleotide messenger RNA. RefSeq names its product alpha-1-acid glycoprotein-like. Bases 1 to 654 code for a protein of 217 amino acids. NCBI's taxonomy places the organism in Eukaryota, Metazoa, Chordata, Mammalia, Chiroptera, Mormoopidae. Gene Ontology annotation, biological process: regulation of immune system process. The transcript has 6 exons. The record is from RefSeq and is a predicted model, not a curated record.
AUGGCACUGCCUUGGGCCCUUGCAGUCUUGAGCCUUCUUCCACUGCUGGAUGCUCGGAGGCUGGCAUGUACCGAUUACAGGGUGUCUAUCACCAAAGCCACCCUUGACCAGUACUCCGGCAAGUGGUAUUAUAUUGCUUCGGCUUUCCGUUCCCCCGAGUAUAAGUUGGCAACUAGGAAUAUCAAGACCGCCUUCUUUUACGUGACACCAGGCGACACAGAGGACACGGUACUGCUCAGAGAAUACGCAACCAUUGGAGACCAGUGCCUCUAUACUUCCCGUGUUCUGAGGAUCCAUCGGGAAAAUGGGACCCAGCUUAUACCUGAGAAUGGCAUAGGACACUUUGGCUACUUGAUGCUACCCAAGGAUCGCAGGACCUUCAUGCUUUUUGCUUAUCCAGACGACCCCCAGAAAACUGGGCUAUUCUUCUAUGCAAUCAAGCCAAAGGUGACAGUGAGGCAAAAGAAUCAGUUCUAUAGGGACCUCAGGUGCAGAGGUAUGAAGAAGUCAGACGUCGUGUAUGGCGAUGAUAAAAAGGAUCUCUGUAAGACGCUGGAGAAACAACAUGAGGAGGAGAGGAAGGCCAAAGGCGAGAAGACCGAGAAAGACACAGUAUUGGAUAAGGACGUCGGAGACGUCGGGGGUCUGUCCUGAGCCCCCCUUCCAACAUUUGUACCUCAGUUCUUUCCCUCUGUGGCAUCAAUAAAGCUUCUGCUUUGGAAUAA